AUGUACAAAACCUACCAUCAAGAGGCUGACAUAAGAACAAGGUGUAAGAUUCAUGUCCACAAAGGCCGUGUUCUUAUUGGUUGUUUGGAUGAAACAGGCAAGUUAGACUAUGGUCAAGUUUACAUCAGAAUUACAAAGAAUCACAAGGAGCAGAAGGACAAUAAGCAACCAUUCUUUUAUAACAAUGAUGGCAAAACAGCCGUAGUUGUUGGAAAAGUUGCAGUCUCAAAAAACCCAUGUCUCCAUCCUGGCGAUAUCAGAGUACUUGAAGCUGUAUAUGACCCUGGAUUGGAUGCUAGGGGCCUUGUUGAUUGUGUUGUGUUUCCUCAGAGAGGGGAAAGAUCAGGGGGCGAUUUGGAUGGCGACCUCUUCUUUAUUGCCCGGGAUGACAAACUGAUACCAGAGAAGGUUGAUGCACCUAUGGACUACACUGCAACAAGGCCACGUAUAAUGGACCAUGUUGUUACACUUGAGGAAAUUCAGAAGCACUUUGUUGAUUACAUGAUAAAUGAUGCGCUCGGUGUUAUCUCAACUGCUCGUGACCCGUUGAAAGCUCGGAGCCCCGAGUGCCUCCAGCUCGCUGCUCUGCACUCCAUGGCAGUCGACUUCGCCAAGACCGGAGCUCCAGCCGAGAUGCCCCGGGCGCUGAGGCCCCGGGAGUUCCCGGACUUCAUGGAGCGGUGGGAGAAGCCAAUGUACGUCUCCAACGGCGUCCUCGGCAAGCUCUACCGCGCAGCCGUACGCCACGCGGAGAACUCGGAGGAUCUCCUGCCCGCGGCCCUGCCGAGCCGCGCGUACGACCCGGACCUCGAGGCCCCUGGCUUCCGUGAGUUCCUGGACGCCGCCGAGGAGUGCUACGAGGUGUACGCCGAGACGCUGGGCACCCUGAUGAGCUACUACACGGCGGAGCGCGAGGACGAGAUCCUGACGGGCAACAUCCGGAACAAGCUGCUGUACCUGCGGCGGGACAACAAGCGGUACUUCGAGAUGAAGGACCGGAUCGUGGCCGCCGUCGACGCGCUGCACGACGAGGUGAGGGGGUGGCUCAGGGGCCGCGGGGAGGAGGAGGCGUCGAGGAUGGCGUCGGUGUGGUACCACGUGACGUACCACCCGGACCACCGCGGGGGGAAGCGGUUCUGGAGCCUCCCCUGGGUCGUCUGCGACAACCUGCUGGCGAUCAAGGCCGCGCGAAGGUGCCGGAGGCAGGCGGACGUGGACGGCGCCGCUCCGAUGGACUGCGGCGCCUGA
Molecule: messenger RNA, 1248 nt
Organism: Phragmites australis (common reed)
Lineage: Eukaryota; Viridiplantae; Streptophyta; Magnoliopsida; Poales; Poaceae
Product: probable RNA-dependent RNA polymerase 2
Exons: 4
Coding region: 1-1248 (415 amino acids)
Biological process (GO): siRNA processing
Cellular component (GO): nuclear RNA-directed RNA polymerase complex
Molecular function (GO): RNA-directed RNA polymerase activity
Source: RefSeq, a predicted model, not a curated record